AUGUUAAAUACCGAGCCCAGCUCACCCUGGUCAGCCUGGAGGUCUGGCUUCUCAGUCAACAUGAAGGCUCUCCUUAUUCUGGGGCUUCUCCUCCUUUCUGUCACUGUCCAAGGCAAGGUCUUUGAGAGAUGUGAGCUUGCGAGAACGCUGAGAAGAUUUGGACUGGAUGGCUAUAAUGGAGUCAGCCUGGCAAAUUGGAUGUGUUUGAUCCAUGGAGAAAGCCGAUAUAACACACAAGUUACAAACUACAAUCCUGGAAGCAAAAGCACUGAUUAUGGGAUAUUUCAGAUCAACAGCAAAUGGUGGUGUAAUGAUGGCAAAACCCCAAGAGCAGUUAAUGGCUGUGGUGUAUCCUGCAGUGCUCUGCUGAAAGAUGACAUCACUCAAGCUGUAGCAUGUGCAAAGAAGAUCGUCAGUCGGCAAGGCAUUACAGCAUGGGUGGCGUGGAAAAACAAGUGUCGAAACCGAAAUGUCAGCAGUUAUAUUCAGGGUUGCAAACUGUAACUCUGGAGUUUUCUUUCUUCUGCUCAUCUGUCUCUUUUUCAUAUUAAGAAGUAAUAGUUGAGUAAAAGGUUAUACUAGCACUCUUUCAAAUAAAUAAUGCUUUCACAGAAGCAGGAGCAUGUGGUCUUUCUUCUAAGAGGCUUGCUGCUUACCUCAUGUGUUUAUUGUUUGAUAUUACUACAACAUAUUUCAGGUACUAAACAGAACUAAUGCUGGUGAAUAUUUGUCUAAAACCUUAGUUAUCAAAUGUAUCCCUAGUACAUUAAGUUCUUAAUCAAAGAAAUAACCCAGACUGAAUUUUGAAUGAUACAAGUACUCCCCAAUAUUUAACACAAAUAUUACAAAAGAAUAUCUUUAAACAAAUUGAUCUUGGGCAAAGGCCCACUGUGUAGGCAUGUGAAUUUUCAUCUGUCCAGCCAAAAGGAGAUGAAUGCCAAAUGGCUAUAUAUGAAAACAGCCUGAAUUAAGAAUUUUGUUUUCAUACAGUGUGGCCUUUGAUUUAAAUGUUUUUGUAGAAAUGUUGCAUUUACACAGCUUGAGAAAUAAACUCACAAUUUAUACAUCAACCUAUUUUAGCCUUUUUAAAGAACUCAUAUAUACAUCUUACUGAUUCUGGAACAUAAAGAAGGAUUAGAUGAGCUGAUGCUUUUCCUUAAUUUUAUUAGCUUAGAUUCCUACUCUAUGACAAAUUCAGAGGUAGAUGAGCUUGCAAGCAUUGAAUUAAUUGCUAUUAAAUAGAUGUGAAAUUGUGCA
This is a messenger RNA of Capra hircus (goat), 1257 nucleotides long. Its product is annotated as lysozyme C, intestinal isozyme. Gene Ontology annotation, biological process: defense response to Gram-negative bacterium; defense response to Gram-positive bacterium. The record is from RefSeq and is a predicted model, not a curated record. Gene Ontology annotation, molecular function: lysozyme activity. The coding region runs from base 1 to 504 and encodes 167 amino acids. Lineage: Eukaryota; Metazoa; Chordata; Mammalia; Artiodactyla; Bovidae. The transcript is spliced from 4 exons.